UGCUAGUUAGCGCUCCUAUGUUGAGAAAACCUGCCCGUUGCCUCUGUUACAUGAAAAAUCAAGCCUAGACCGACUCUUGCGUGUGUUCCCCUGAGAAACUAUUUAUAUAUGAACUUUCAAGAAAAGGGGAACUUUUUGUAUCCUAUAAAAUGCAUUCCUUGUAUGGGAUGGUCGGGUAGGAGUCACUGUUCACCGUUCAUUCGCGGAUCGUCGCCGUUCUCCGUUCAUUCACGGGCAAAGACUCGUUCUUCUGAGUGCUCAGAAUGUUUUUCGAGGUUGAAAUGCAGAGGAAUGUAAUAGUCCCAGCAGAUCAGAUGUAUACAGGUCUACUACUCCAACGAGCAAUCAUCAUACAGCUACUAGAGGACAUAGCAGAUAUGCAUGCGAGCGGGGAGCAUGGCUACUUUUUGGCCGUAACCAAAUUAAAGAAAUGCGAUCGUGGAAGAGUGAGGGACUUGACUGGUGAAGUGGUUUUCACUGUCGUCUUCGAUUGCCUCACCUUCAAACCUGUCAAAGGUGAGAUAUUGCAGGGUGUUGCUGAUCGCAUAUUGAAGCAUGGUGUGAUGCUGAAAUGUGGCCCUGUUGACAAGAUCUUUAUUUCACAGAAGAUGAUGAAAGAUUUCCGUUUCAUUCAGGGUGAGAAUCCAAUCUUCAUAAACAAUGACAACCUGAAGCUUGAAAAGGAUGGGACAAUCCGCUUCAAAGUAAUUGGUGUGAGAUGGAUGGAGAUAGAGAAGGAGUUUAGGAUGUUGGGCAGCUUGGAUGGUGAUUACUUGGGUCCCAUCUGAUAAAAAUCAGUGCCUUUCCUUGUUUUGUCUUGGCAUUGAUUCACAUUGUCCAUGCCUACUCGAUGUAAGGUACCUUUAUUUUGCUUACUGUUCCAGGUCUGGUCGAAGAUGUUGCUUCUUUUCUAACACAGAUGGCGGUGUAUAUAUUUUUGAUCAAGCAUUUUCUAAAAGAUUUUAAGGUUC
This is a messenger RNA of Nymphaea colorata (pocket water lily), 971 nucleotides long. Its product is annotated as DNA-directed RNA polymerase V subunit 7-like. The record is from RefSeq and is a predicted model, not a curated record. NCBI's taxonomy places the organism in Eukaryota, Viridiplantae, Streptophyta, Magnoliopsida, Nymphaeales, Nymphaeaceae. Gene Ontology annotation, molecular function: single-stranded DNA binding; single-stranded RNA binding. The transcript is spliced from 2 exons. Gene Ontology annotation, biological process: DNA-templated transcription initiation. The coding region runs from base 264 to 788 and encodes 174 amino acids.